CUUAAUUCUGCCGUUAGGUGGCGAGUGUAUUUCGAAGAUGGAUGCCGCUUACUGUAGUACAAAUUUUCCUGAAACUAAUGGCGAUUACAUGAUAGAGAAUCACUAUUUCACAAAGAAUAUAAAAAUAUAAUGGCUAAAGAAAAAGAAUUGUCAGGAGUGCCGUUGGAUAAACUGAAAAUAGAUGUAAUAACAAAGACAGGAGAUAUAAAACGUGUUUCUGCUUUGCAUAUAGGCUUUACAGAAGAAAGGCAGUUCAUCUGUUACAGACAGCCACCAAACUAUUACAGCUCCUUAAGUAAUGAAGCAGAUACUAUAGAUUCAGUAAAAAUUAAAGCCAGAAUUGAAGAAUGGCUUGAACGAAUGGAGUUUCUUGAAGAAGAUUUGCAUUGGUUGCUUCAUUUACCAGCUCACAGAUUUUGGUCUCAAAUUAUAUAUGAUGAAAGUCUUCAGAAAUGUUUAGAAUCUUAUCUGUGUUAUGCUCCCAGAUAUCAUGAUGUUUCUGAUUCUUUGGUUACAGAAGAAAUGAAAACUGCUCUUCAGAGGAUUCACAGACUAGUUUUCAUGGUGUUUUUAAGAUUGUCAACGUAUAAAGAAUCAAAGUCUGUCCAUUUUACACCUCAAGCAUUUGCAGAUAUUAUUUAUGAGAAUUUCUUAUUUGAUAUACCUAAAAUUAUGGAUUUGUGUGUAUUAUAUGGAAGAGGAAACAGAAAUUUACUACAAAAAAUGAUCAAAAAUAUUUUUGAAUGGCAACCAAAAUAUUUAGAUGAUCUAGCAGCUGCUAUUCCUACUAUUCUUGAAGUAUUUGAUACAAUAGAAAACAAAUUGGGUUUAGAUUAUAUAACAGAACUUGAAAAUAAUAAUGAACCAAAGAAACUUGAUGAAGCACUUACUCCUGUUAGCACAUUUACUUGGAACAAACUGAAAGACCUUAUAUUUUAUCUUGUAGAUACAAGUGCUACUCUAAAUGCCUUUCUAGAUAUAUAUCCACAAGCUGCUGAAUCUUUCCAUAAACAAGGAACUGCAGUCAGGAUAUCUAAUUUUUAUGAAAUUAUUUUCUUACCCCUUACAACUGAAUUAAAGAAUAGAAGUAAAGAUGAACAACUAAAAGACUUAAUAGCUGAAUUAACCAAAAGAAUUUAUCUUGCGAAAACAUGCUUAAUAAAAUCUUUCAGGGAAAUAAUAUUUUAUUGUUGUCUUCAACCAAUUUUAGACAGACAGGUGACAAAUGCUGAAGUAUUCUUACAAAUCAUGAGCAUUUGUGUUUCAGAUAAAUGCUUUAUCUCUGAUUACCAAGAAGUCUUUCCAUUUGAAGAGGAUAUUGAAUUGUUAUCUCAGGCAUCAGUGACACUAGAUUCCACUAGUAUUGAUUACAUUUUGAGUGGUAUCUAUUCAUCAUAUGAACUUCUAGGUAAACCAAUUGUGUAUAAAACUGUGCCUAUUAUAUCAUCUGUUAAUUCAGCAAAACAAUCAAAUGAAAUAAAUCAGAUUCCAGAAUCUCUUCCAAAUUCUGAAAUAUGCAGUGAUUCAGUAUUAGAUGGUGCUUGUGCUACACCAAAAUUGGAAGGUGUUGAAUUGGAUUCUUUAGUAACUCAAGUUUUAGAUGUUCUCGGUCAUUUAGGAGAAGGAUUUGUAGAGCAAUGUUUAGAAUACUACAAUUAUGAUGCAGAAAAAGUGAUUAGUGCAUUACUUGAUGAUACUCUUCCUAGCAGUUUAAACAAAUUGGAUAGAUCAAUGAAAAGUACUCGGAAGUCGUCCAUUCUUUCCAGUCGUAAAAAUAUAUAUGAUAAUGAUGAAUUUGAUGUAUUUUCAACUGAUAAAAUAGAUAAAAGUAGAAUUCAUAAAGGCAAACGAGAAGAUAAACUUUUAGAUAUAAACAUUGUUCUAAAACAAGAUAAAAAUGCCUCAGCUUUAAGAGAAAUAUAUCAAAAAUAUGAUGUCAUAGAAGAAACAGAUGACACUUUAUAUGAAGAUGAAUAUGAUGACACAUAUGAUGAUAGAAAUCUUGGACCUGAAGAGCCACCUUCUCCUGAUGACAUGUUAUAUAAAAGACCCAUUAGGACGCCAAGGGUAUUAGAAAAAGGCGACUGUUCCGACGAUGAUAAUUCGUCUCCCAGUAUUUCUGAAAAAUCCGAACAAGCAAGCAGUAGUAUACAUAGGAUUGCAGACGAAUUUGUUGCAAAUCCAGCAGAAUUGCGGAAGAAAGAAGAAGAAAGAAUUCAGGAAAUGAGGAGACAUCACGAUGUUAAAGGAAAACCUCGCGGCCAGGGCCAAGACAAAACGACGUUACGGAAUAGGGAGUACAAGGAGAAACACAAAAGUAGCGUGGCCAAUCACAAUCGCAGAUUUCAAAGCGAUAAAAAGCGGCAGAGAGGAAUGUUUCCUACAUAGUCUUUAGAAAAAUUCCCGACGAAAGUGCCAUCGAAAUUUCGACAGUUUUCUUUCGACUUAAUCGUUACUUUUUUUUUUAAUAAUUUUAAUUUUUUCGAAGCAUUAAUUUAUAAACCCAGGAAAAGCAAGAAUUCUAUUUUUAUACGGCAGAAAUUAGUUCGUAUCGUUGUUUAAAAAGUGGAAAUAAAUUAUUUAUAAAGUUUGA
This is a messenger RNA of Centruroides sculpturatus (bark scorpion), 2593 nucleotides long. Its product is annotated as activating signal cointegrator 1 complex subunit 2-like. The record is from RefSeq and is a predicted model, not a curated record. Gene Ontology annotation, biological process: regulation of DNA-templated transcription. The transcript is spliced from 20 exons. Bases 130 to 2388 code for a protein of 752 amino acids. Gene Ontology annotation, molecular function: ubiquitin binding. NCBI's taxonomy places the organism in Eukaryota, Metazoa, Arthropoda, Arachnida, Scorpiones, Buthidae.